Molecule: messenger RNA, 3709 nt
Organism: Helobdella robusta
Lineage: Eukaryota; Metazoa; Annelida; Clitellata; Rhynchobdellida; Glossiphoniidae
Exons: 14
Coding region: 299-2608 (769 amino acids)
Cellular component (GO): membrane
Source: RefSeq, a predicted model, not a curated record
GAUUAUCGUUGAAUAUGAAUAUUGAUCUUUAAUCUUUAUUCUACCAAAUAUAUUGAAUUAGUGGAAUUAGAAUACCCUCAUGUUGUCAUUAUCUCGCAGCUUAAUUUUAGACAAUUGAUUUUAACUACAUUCAAAGUUUCAUUUUGAUUUUAUCACUUUUUUAAACUUUUUUUUAAAGCCCUAGGGCCUAGCUAGUGGUUAGUAGAGAGAGUUAGUUAGAGUGAGGCAAACAGAUUUUUUAAUUAAUUUUAAGUAGUUUUAUUAUGCUCAAGACAGACUGUUGCAGUUGAGUUAGAAAAUGACGGUGGCACCCUUCAUAAUUGAUAUUUUUUCCGUUUGUCUCGCCGUUGGGUUCUUGCAUUGGCAUUACGGAAAUUGGAAACGUCACCAGUUAUUUGUGACGUUAGUCACUUUGGUAGCAUGGACCCUACCCUUCAUGAUCAUAUUCGCACUGCCAAUCGAUGUCACAGUUACAUUCUAUGAUCAGUGUUUGCAAGACAACAAUAUUACUACAAACAUUCCAACAACUACAAUGUUGACAACGUUCAUUUCUGGACCGACUCAAGCAACAACAUCAUCAAGUCUCAUAUUUCAACUGAACAGCAAUAACACCAUCAAUACAUCUUCAACAAUUGCUCCUACAUCAUUCCCAACGACAACUCAAACCAAUGUAACAACAACUCAAGCCACCAUCACAACAACAACAACACCCCAGCCAGAACCUGCAAAAGUUUGCUAUAUACCUUGGACCUAUAUGACAACAUUUACACUUUCAGUUUUCUGGCAUGUUGUCUAUUGGACCUCGCAAUGUUUAACUUGGAUUUGGCUACCAAUGAUGCAAUCGUAUGCAAAGGCAGGUGAAUUCACAUUUCUUGGAAAGUUCAAAUAUGCCCUGAUUGUGAAUGCAAUCUACUAUGGGACCUACCUCGUCAUAUUCGGGUGCUGUCUGGUCUACCUGGCAGCUACCUCCAGACUGGUCUUCAACCUUGGACAACUGAAAGUGCUGGCCAUAACCGCCAGCAACACCUGGGGGCUGACACUGCUGGUCCUGUUGCUUGGGUAUGGUCUGGUGGAACUGCCCAGAAGUUGCUGGAAUGCCUCCAAGUCGACCUUACGGUUAGCCCGAAGUCAUUUCAAGGUUGCAAAGGUCACCAUGGAGAAGAUUGAAGCAGAGGAGGAACUGGAGGAUGUUCUAACUGAAGUGAAAAGGAUAUCACAAAACGUAUCAAGCAACAAUCCUCUGAGGAAAUAUGUGGACAUCAUGGUUGCCAAAUGUCCUCCUAAUUUCGGGAUCAGUGUAUCUGGAUCGGGCGGCCGAGCGUCAUUAUCAUCACCGGGGAGGUCACAUUUUGACAGGCAGGACGAGAGCCACAUCACUGAAAAGAAUCUCGCUAAACUUCACAGGAGAUUAAUCGUGGCCAAGCAGCGUCAAAGUAGCACUGCAUGUCAGUGGCGCAAGUUGGUUGCUACGGCAAUUGAACUGGAGGAUGUUGACGAGAACAAGAAGUCGAGUUUGCAUGUGUUUGAGAGGUCGCCUGCCAUGGGUCCAUACUCUGGAAUGUUCUCGUUCUGUUUUAAUGCUAAAAUUGAAUGGUAUUGGAAGUGCAAAAUUCGACCAAUCUUACUGAAGAUCGCCGCUAUACUGAUGGCCGUAAUGUCCUUCAUGGUCGUCUGGUCUGAAUGUUUGUUCUUUGUUAAGUCUCCUGUUUUAUCUUUGUUUGCUCAGUUCGUUGACCUGGCCGAGAGGAGUUACGGAUAUCAUGCCAUUGAGUUUGUAUGCAUCCUGACGAUAUCCUACCUGAGCAUCUGCACGUACUACACCAUCUUCAAGAUGAGAAUCUUCAACUACUACUACAUUGUUGGGCCGCACGAGACUGAUGAAAAUAGCAUGAUAUUUUGUGGCAUGUUAUUGUGUCGUCUGACUCCACCUCUCUGCUUGAACUUCCUUGGCCUCAUACACCUGGAUAGCCACAUCACAAAGGAAAAUAUGGUAGAAACUGCAUACACAAGGUUCAUGGGCAACUUGGAUGUACUGCCCUUCAUAUCUGAUGGAUUCAACAUCUACUUCCCCAUAGCCAUCGUGGCCCUCUGCUUACUCACCAUCCUCUCGGUCGGAACUAGGUUGCUACAUUGUUUAGGCUUCCAGCAGUUCAUUGGCGAUGAUGAUAUGACUCAGGAGAUGAUUGAUGAAGGUGUCGAGUUAAUUAAGAGGGAGAGGAGGAAGUACACAAGGCAAGAAGAUGUGGAAUCAAGAAGGAGAACGUGGAACGAACGAGUGAACGAAAGGGAUAACAGCACUAUCAAUCGUAGGACUGCUCCGCGAACCGGGACAGAUCGUUCAGAGUUACUAAACGAGGCCGAGCCAAUGGGUUACCGCAGUUACGACGACAACACCAUCUUCAAUUCCGACAUCAAUCGCCCAUCCCAGCGAACCUCAACAUUUGAUCCUCAACCGACCUCUGCUGCUGCUGCUGCUCCGGUUCCGAUAUCCGGAUCGUAUCAAAGGCCGCACAGGAAUAAUAUUUUGGAUCCAGGGCCCAGUUACGGCAGCAAAACUUUUGUUAGGCCCAGUACUGGCCCCCCGAGGAAUAUAUUUGAUGAUGUUUGAAUUUGAUGGCGUUUGAGUUUGAUGAUGUUUCGAUGGUUGUCCAACAUCAUCAUUAUCAUUUUAUGAACGAAUGUGCACGUGCAUGGCAUGGAUUACAAUAAGUUGUUGAGACCUGUUUCCAUUGAGUUAACUAAAUGUUCAUUUAAUUAAUUGGUUUUGAUACAUGACAACAUUCUCUCGUGAUUCAACUCCCAUCUUUAUUAUAUUCAGUAAAUGCAAAUCUCAAAUGUUAUUAUUUUCAUUUGUUAACUGUUAUUAUUAUGUUUAUUAAUAUUUUUUAAAUUAUUCAGCGGCUGUUUUAUUUUUCAAUUAGGUAAUUCCUCAUCUCGGUCCUUCCUUCCUAAGAUCAGUCAUGAACAAGCAAAAUGCAUAUACUCAUUCAUAAACGUACACACACGUACACAAACAUUUACGAAUGUUCACGUGAGAGUGCAAGUGAACAAUCGAACAAAACGAUAUUCAAUCCUUUAAACUUCUCCGUAACAUUUAACUUUAACUUGAUUUUAUGCGAAACGUUACUGCAAACUUAAUUUAUGUAUUGUAACGUAAUUUGAAAACAUCAUUUCUCACCUAGCAUCAAAAUUUCUCCUCCUUUUCAACUUAUCUAUCAUCUAGUUCUUUUUUUAUGUUUUUACAUGGUAAGUGAAAUGGCUGGAGCGUGGAUUUGCUAAAUUGAAUUAAUUCGUUUGUAUAUAUGUGUGUAUCUACAUUCUUUAAGUAUUGUAAAUAAUUUUAUUUUUCAUUUUAGCUUGCAUUUUUAAUAUGUUCAUCAACUAACGUCAUUAAUUGUAAUUAAAUUAAUUAAAUUUAAAUUAGCCAACAGGAUGUACGUAUAUCAUUGUCGUUAUUAAUAAUAAUCACUUCUUUCUAUGAUAUCAGCAGCUGUUCCAUAUUUUACUGAUCACCUUCAGCAACGUAUUAUCUAUCUAUCUAUCGAUUUGAUUAAUCAUCAUCAUUAAUAUGUGUGUGUAUGUCAGCUUAGUAUUACGACAAUUACUGUUACAAGCUUUCCUGUUUGUAAAACAGUGUGUAAGUAAAUGUACAUCUGUAAACUGUUUUGAAGAAAAAUUUUAUUAAAUAAAAAUAUUAUCUGUCGUGACU